This is a messenger RNA of Symbiodinium necroappetens, 936 nucleotides long. NCBI's taxonomy places the organism in Eukaryota, Dinophyceae, Suessiales, Symbiodiniaceae. The record is from the annotation of a GenBank genome assembly.
GGCCGGGUUCACCAGCCGAUUCGGCCGCCCGAGGGCCGGCAGCCCGAGAGGGCGCAGGUUCGCUGGGAGUGGGAUACCAAGGAAGUCCAAGCAGGCGCAAGUGCGGUGGCGCCACCGCAGAGACCACGGCCGGGCUUCGAGGUUCCCUUGGUGAUUUCUCACGCACCUCCACCAGAGCCAAGUAGAAGCCAGGAGCAUGCAGACGUGCCCUUGCGCAAGGCUCCCGCACCAGUCUCUGAGCGAGCCUCGGAUCUUCGGCACCUCGACCUAUCGAGGGACCUCUUCUCGGAAGCGAGCGUCUGCAGCAGUCCAGCGGCUCCAUCACCAAGGCCUGUCCACGGCGCCAGCCGACCCGUCGGUGAAGGUUGGGAUGACUCGCAAUGGCUCGCCAAGGCCAUGGAGUUUCUGAGCGACUUCUCUGGCGGAGCCGAUGUGGACAUAGGGCUUGAAAGUGCAAGGAGGCCAACUGGGCUAAGGUCGCCUGAAACGGAGGCCGGUAGCCGUGCAUCGCGAGGUUCCCAGAACAAGCUGGUUCAGCUCAUCGAGGAGUGUGGUCUCAGCAACAUGCCGGAAUGGUACCAUGCUUCAGUGGACAGGAUCACCGAGGUGCAUCCCCUGCUCACUUGCGCAGCUCGUGUGGAGCCGCACGGUGCUGCCCCGGGGCUUCUAGGAACCAAGAGGAGGUCCUACGUGGUUCCCAAGAGAGUCGCAGCACCCCGAGACAGAGAUGCCGAGGAGAAGCCGCGCGCCGCCUCCCAACGAGCCUCAGGUCCAAGCGCCAGACGACAAGCAAGCCGUGAGAGCACUGAGUUCGUGUCCGAGAGCUCCAGGCGCGAGAGGACAGAAUUCACUUCAAACGUCGCUCCGAAGUUGCCUCCACAAGCGAGGGCUCGGAAGAGUCCGGAUUCUGAGCCGAAAAGGCGUGCAAGUGCGUAG